AAGUUUUAUAUAUAUUGAAAAUUUGAAAAGAAAAGCGUCAGUCAAAAUGGGGCACCACUGAAGUUUAUUUUUUUACUACCCCGCAAAUGGCCUGUCUAGAUGAACCUUCAUAAUAACUGAUAUAUAUAUAUACAUGAUUGUAAGAGCCUCUGACUGACUGCAGCUAAGCAGAAAUCCUGAAACCACAAAACAGUAAAGAAAAGAAACCCGCCGAAGAAGUAAGUGGAUGUUGAAACCGAUUCAAACCACAAAACUAACAUUAAAAAUCGUCCAACCAGUUGAAGGAGAGCCAACGACAAUAAUAGUCGUAAAAAGUGAAACGAGUACAAAAGUUGAUUUCGUCCUUGGCAUUUGCAAAAUAGCACCACCAUCAAACCAGAACAACAACAACAAAGUACAAGUAGUUCCAAAUAGAGGUGAAGCAAGAGUGGAACUGAUAGAUAAGAGGGAGGAGGAGAAGAGGAGAUUCGGGCAGCUGCUGCAUUUACUGUACCAUAAAGCUGAGCAACGAAAAAUUUUAUUAACCAGCUUCAACCACCUCUAACGUCCUCCAUUGGCAUUGGCUGUGGUUACGAGAUUUUUGAAAAAAAUUAUCUGGACCCCCAAAGGCGCAAUCCUGGCACAACGACAUCACACUAACUCCAACGGCAGCAGCGUUGGCAUCGGCGCCGGCGCCGGCGUUGGCAGCGUUCCCAUCAUCAUGGAGGGGCCCGAGGUGACAUUUCUGUUUCAAUUUGGCAGCAUACGGGAUGCAGUCAGUGUACCAGUGAAUGCUCUAACCUUAAAGUCUCUCAAGGAUUUGGCAUGUGAUUUCAUAAAUACUAAGAUACCAGAUAGCGGUUUAACGUAUCUAUCAGAACGAAUUUUACUUUUCGUCCAUGACUAUAGUACGCCAAAUGUGCUGCAUAUUAUCAAUUCUGCAGCGGAAGUUGUCGACGAGACCUUAGUGGAAAUUGUAUUGACAGCGAGUCCCAUAUUGUAUCCCACAUCGGAAAUGCCAACACUGAAGCCACACAGCCUCAACGUGCACUCGUAUAAGGCGCCCACAUUCUGUGAUUUUUGCGGUGAAAUGCUGUUUGGUCUGGUGCGCCAAGGACUCAAAUGUGAUGGUUGCGGUCAAAACUAUCACAAACGAUGCGUAGUGAAAAUACCAAACAACUGCAAUCGCUCAAGUGACGCCACAUCCAGACGCUCCUUUACCCUGCAAGCGCCCCGCAGUCCAUCUGGCAGCAGUUCACAGCAGUCGCUUGUCUCCAAUGAGGAGUCUAGAAAUGACUCGAACAGUUCACUGAACAUACCAGGCUAUCAGGCUGGACGACAUCAGAGGACACACUCGGCCGGGAGCAGCAGCGGUCGCAAUGGACUCACCGUCCUCCGCAUACCACACACAUUUAUGGUGCACACGUAUGGCAUUCCAACAGUGUGUCAGCUGUGCAAGAAGCUGCUGAAGGGUUUGUUCAAGCAGGGAUUGCAGUGUCGUGACUGCCAAUAUAAUACGCACAAGAAAUGCAUGGACAAGGUGCCGCUGGAUUGUACGGGCGAGGCACAAUUGAGUCAAUUGCAGGCCGAGAUUAAUGAGGGAACACCAACACGCAAGGAUCGCGACAAUUUCUUUCGUGAGGAAUUCGACGACAGUGAUUUUGAGGAUAAUGAGCUGGGCAUGGGCAAAUUUAAAGGUGGCGCCACCAAUUUGGUAGCGGGACGUCCUCGUGAAGCGCCCAAAGCUCUGACAAAUGCACAAAAUUCACCGCCCGAGCUGGUCAAUGGCGGCGGAUUGGAUAGCAGUAGUAAUAGUGGUGAAACCAAGUCAAGUGAUGGUCAAUCCGAGCAAUCACAAUCCUCUUCGUCAUCCUCGCCCAGUGCCAAUAUCCCGUUAAUGCGAAUCGUCCAAUCGGUCAAGCACACCAAGAAACGUGGUGGUCAGGCCAUUAAAGAGGGCUGGCUGGUCCAUUAUACCUCACUGGACAAGGCGGUUAAGCGCUACUAUUGGCGUCUAGAUUCGAAAACCAUAACGUUAUUUAUCUCAGAGCAGGGUAGCAAAUACCACAAAGAGUUGGCCCUGUCGGAACUCAUAUCCAUAGAGACGCAACGGGAACCAAAAUCGCAAGAGGCCAACUAUUGCUUUGAAUUGUGUAUGCCAAAUCUGAGCUAUUUUGUGGGUCAAGAUCCUCUGCUCGGAGUGAAAGAUGAGCAGGCUGUGCGACUGCCGCCGCCAGAUAGUGGUAUUGGCAGCGAUAUUGCCAAAUCCUGGGAGACAAGCAUAAGGCAGGCCUAUAUGCAUGUAACAAAUACACAAUGCUGUGAAUCAGAGGAACAAGUCCAGGAUAUGGGACAACUAUAUCAAAUAUUUCCCGAUGAGGUUCUUGGAUCGGGACAAUUUGGUGUCGUGUACGGCGGUGUUCAUAAGAAAACCAAGCGUGAGGUGGCCAUCAAGGUGAUUGAUAAGCUUCGAUUUCCCACCAAGCAGGAGGCACAGCUAAAGAACGAAGUGGCCAUACUCCAGAAUAUCUCGCAUUGCGGUGUCGUCAAUCUGGAGCGUAUGUUCGAGACUCCGGAGCGUAUAUUUGUUGUCAUGGAGAAACUAAAGGGGGACAUGUUGGAGAUGAUUCUCUCACAUUCACGUGGACGUCUCAGUGAACGUGUUACCAAAUUCUUAAUAACUCAAAUACUGAUUGCUCUAAAGUACCUACACUCGCAAAACAUUGUGCAUUGCGACUUGAAGCCGGAGAAUGUGCUGCUCUCCUCGGAUGCUGAAUUCCCACAAGUGAAGUUAUGUGACUUUGGCUAUGCAAGAAUUAUUGGCGAGAAAUCAUUUCGACGUUCCGUGGUGGGUACACCGGCAUAUCUUGCACCUGAAGUGUUGCGCAACAAAGGCUACAAUCGAUCCCUCGACAUGUGGAGCGUUGGCGUCAUCAUCUAUGUGAGUCUUAGUGGGACUUUUCCUUUCAACGAGGAAGAGGACAUCAAUGAUCAGAUUCAGAAUGCCGCCUUUAUGUAUCCACCGAAUCCCUGGAAAGAGAUAUCAUCAAAUGCCAUUGACCUGAUUAACAACCUGCUGCAGGUGAAACAACGCAAACGUUAUACGGUAGACAAGAGUCUUCAACACUAUUGGCUGCAGGAUAAGCAAACCUAUCGAGAUUUGCGUAAUCUGGAGGCACAGGUGGGCGGUGGGCGUUAUUUAACGCAUGAAGCCGACGACAUACGCUGGGAUUGUGCUGGUGAUAUGUGACCUGGUUCAUCGAACGAUAACUACCCAAACUGUGCGGAUUGCCAUAGACAUCUAUCCGAUAGUUCACCCAAAGUGGAGGCCAUUGGUGAUAAGGCAUUGAAAUGGAUGCGUUUUCAUCUGUGCCGGCACAUUAAAUAGUGAAUACCCCUCUCCCCCUCUCCAUCAUACAUUUACUGUCACGCAUUUUUAUUUCAACUAAAUCAAAAACUAGUAGCUAGUAGCUUUAAAGGCAAACUCUUAUGAACGCACUCAGCUCUGAACAAAGAAAGAAAAAUAAAACAAUGCUUGACAAUUAAA
Molecule: messenger RNA, 3526 nt
Organism: Drosophila willistoni
Lineage: Eukaryota; Metazoa; Arthropoda; Insecta; Diptera; Drosophilidae
Gene: PKD
Product: serine/threonine-protein kinase D3
Exons: 8
Coding region: 701-3229 (842 amino acids)
Biological process (GO): protein phosphorylation
Molecular function (GO): protein serine/threonine kinase activity; ATP binding
Source: RefSeq, a predicted model, not a curated record